Molecule: messenger RNA, 6282 nt
Organism: Amoebophrya sp. A25
Lineage: Eukaryota; Dinophyceae; Syndiniales; Amoebophryaceae
Source: the annotation of a GenBank genome assembly
CUCUGACUCCAAGCCGGACGAGAAGGGGCGGCAGGAUGGAGAGAAGUCAAGAAGACUUCGAAAAACAAAAACUAGAGGUGGCACCGGACCACCUCUGGUGAAGGAAACAAGCAAGAGCGCUAGCUCUAGCUCAACUAGUCCUUCUGUCCCAGCACCAGAUGAACAACGGCAUGACGAUCCUCCAGAAACUGAGGUUGUAAAAGGGAAACCGGGCGAAGAAGAUGGUAAACCUGAACAUGAAGGGGACUUUGAUAAUAUGAAGAACGUUGAUCCGGUCAGGGUUAGUAACAAGAGGAGACGAGCAGAGUCUUCGACGAGUAGAAGGCGUGGCCCCUCGCUUUCAUCUUCAUCGUCGAAUUCGAGUGACGACCUCCACGACUUGUCAAUGUCAUCGUCUGACGAGAAUGCCGCGAAAAAGGGUGACUCUAGUGGUAGCUCCUCAAGUUCAGAGCCCUCAUCAUGUAGGAAUAAGAAAUCUUCACUCCCCGUCCACGACCCUUACAACAUCUCCAGAGGACUAGGACUAGUUCGACGCGAGCCUUGGUCUUCCAUUGAGCAGGGUAAGAAGAACACCGGUAAACGCAAAGAUACCGAGAAAAGAAAACAAAAUCCAAAGCCUCGUGUCGAAAAAGAGCGGUCAAGAACACGGCGAAGCCGUAGUGAUAGCGUUGCUAGGAGCCAUAAUCAUGAUCAUCGCACUUCCUCUUCUCCGAUCUCCAGAAGGAGAAAGGGAGCAGCACAAGAAAGCCACGUACUCGUAGGGACGGAUGAGAUUGCGCGCCAAUCCAAGCGACAACGCUAUAUCAAUAGUGCUGGGCUGGAAAGUGCCUCCACCGCCAGGUCCUCUCGAAGUAAGAUACUCACGCACAGAGUAUACAACAAGCACUUGCCUUUUUCUUCACGUCCAGCAAUCGAACGACGUCGAGAUGAUGCAACACGACAAGUAGUCCACCUGGAGCGCCCUCCUCAAUCCCACGGAGUAGUUGCGAACGAACGACAUCAACAAAGCCGGCAUUACCUGGCACAAGAAAAACAAGAUGAGUUAGUGUUAGUUCGCGCGUCUGAGCAUCGUCCAAGGAGUCUUGAGGAACGCGAGCCGCGCUAUGGUUCCGCAUCUUCGGGGAGUCGCUUUGCGGAAUCUUGCGAGAUUUCAUGCACGCAACGAGACGAGCGCCAUUGUCCUCCUCGUCGAUAUCAACCGACGAGUUCGGAUGAAGGCUCACCCCGCAAACACAGGCGAAAAAAGACUAGAGGAAUUGUGCUCGUUCCGGUAUCUUGCCUACAGUUUCUUAGACCAUUGAUCACGCCCACGCGACCUAAAGUACAUUUGACAAGAAUACCCAAUUAAUGCUUCGAAGGUAUCCCGACCCAGCAGAUGUAAGGAAAAAAUCCGACAUUUCGAAGGAAUUUCCAUUGAGAGUCUAACCACAACACAUCUGCAUGCACACGCAUAAUCGUAAUCCCUGCUGCACCUAGAAUUCAGUAAUACCAUAAACCCUACCACCAGGCACCCCUAUCGCAAAGACGGCGCGCGACGUCGGAGAGAGUCCAUCUAGAAAAGCGAAGGCCGCGUGGCGAGAAUGCUGCUGAUGGCACUUCCGAUGAAGCAUUAGCAAGUGGCCCCCAGUCACAUUUCCGGCAGGUAUGGUAUACUUUGCCGCGCUAUAUUUCGUGUGCUAUCUUUCUUUUCUGCCAAAGCCCCGCUUGUGCGAGUGUGAUACUGCUGGGCGCCUGCAGCAGUGCAGCCUGCGCCCGAAAGUCUUGCGCGUCUCUUUUUUUUCGACGACAACAAGGGGGGCACGGCGACGGCGUCUCUUUGUUUUGUAUCUUCAGGAAUUACAACAGGCCGCGCGGUAGCUACUCCAGGUGCCGGGGAAGCUGAUCCAGCUGCAACGACCUGGAAGCAGCAGCCACGCCCCAACCACGCCACCAGGGGGGGGCAGCGCGUUGCCUUUUGUCAGGAAUGGCAACGGGCCCCGCUAUAGCUCGCCCAGGCUUGGCGAGUGCUGUCCAAGUAGGUUGCGGCUUUUGGGUAGUGGUGUCGUCUCAACGCCAACAAGGGAGGCAGCGCUUCGCUUGGCAUCAGGAGCAGCAAGCAAGACCAAGAGCAAAAGCAAAAGCCCCGGGAGUGCUUCUAGCUCACCCGUGAGGGACAGGAAGGCACCCCCACGCCAUGGGCUCAAGCUGUCGCCGCGCGGUGUACUAGCGCCGGGUCGCUUUUGCUAAAAAUUGGGUAGGCUCGCUCUCCGCGGUUGGGUGAACGAUUUGCGGCGGCGGGUGUUGGAGUGUCACAAGCCCGCAGAUUUUGCGCAAAUUAAUGGCGGACGAGUCUAAAAUGAGCGGGAACCCUUUCGAGAGGGGUACGCGCGUAACUUCGUGGCUGGUGAAUGUCUAGCAGUUAGGGCGUUGGCCCCUUUCUCGUCUUCUUGUGUGUUGGCCUGGCCUCGAAUGCCAUGGCAUGUCUGGCCUGGCCCUGGGGCAUACGCGCCAGGAACUUGGUGACUUUUUUGGUCUCUCUUUACUUUUCUGGGUCCUUCUUGUUUUCAAGUACUACUUCCCCUGACUGCCAUGCCGCUGGAGGAUUUCGGUGCUUCUGAACGAAGGCCGCACGACGGAGGAGCGGGCUUGGACUUUGGCUGGACAGGCUAGCGGCUUGGUGCUGUCGAGCACUCGCAGCUGGAGUGCGAUGGCCUUGCUUACCUUCCAGGCGGUUGCCCAGGCAUCACACUGCCCCCGCCUCUGGCCAGAGGGGCUCGGGGCUGGCUCUCCAUGGGGCCGCACUGAUGGCUGAAGGGCUUGGCUUCGUGGUAAUUUUUAAACUAUCGGCUGCAAGUGGGUGCACGCUCGCGCAUCCUUCUGCAGGUUUUUGCGCGUUCGGGCUUUGUGGUCGGUGUGUGUUCUGUGUCAUGGAGUGGAGGGGGCCGGGCCGUGGGCUGGUGGAGGGGGACCCGGCCCCAAAGCUUGGAAGGGCGGGGACACGGGGCAACCUGGUGGGGAAUAAGAGCAGUGACCAAGGUGAAGAGGCUGCGCCGCUUGACGGCCUGACGGGUGAGGGUGGAGGCUGGCCCAGAGGCAGCUACGUGAGCACCAGCAUCGAAUAAGCAGGCGCGGGCCGAUGGGUGUCGAAAGCAACACACAAGGCAGGCACGGCGCCGCGGGGGAGAAAGCCGCCCAGUCUUCGAAAGCGGUGCUUCGCAGUACAGUACCGCGCCACGCUGCAGCUGCGUGGCUGCGCGUGUGGGUUCUGGUGGUGCUUCUCUUGUUCGUUAUAUUUUCUCUCGUCUGCGGAGGCGUUCGUAUGUUGUUGCUAGUCUCUUCGGUUUUGGUGAAGUUGUACAAGUCGGCUACUUUUUCCCCACCUUGGGUGAAGUUUUUGGGCGGAUUUGGUGACGUUGAGGCGGGGGUUGGCGCAUUGCCGCGCAGCCAGUGCUCCUCCGCUACGGCUGUGCUGGACGGAGGCAGCCCCCAACUUCACUUUACUCCUUUGAUUGUACGUAGUUUUCCUUGGUUUCUAUUCGCUAUCGUUGCAUCUUCAUAGAUGCGCGUGGCUGGGUAUCUGGCUCUGCCUUUGUUGGACUUGAAACGCCCGCCGCCUAGCUAGCACUACCGUCCAAGCCUCUGGUACGUAGUUAUUUAUAGAUAGUGCCCACUUAUCGAUGCCGUUGAGUUUGCCCUUAUGAUAGCUGAGAACGUUACUGAUGGACUCACUCGCAUCGCUUUGCUCGUCCAUGAAGAGCGCCGCUGCUCCAUUCUGACGAAAAUAGAAAGUGAGGCAAUAUGCUCUUGUCCGAUUCAGUUCGACUUAGGAGACGCAGCACUAGGUAGCUCCCGAGUAUUGGACACACACAUAGUUUCUCGCACUUUUUUGCAUGGUCUUCAUGUUCAUCCAGCCCGCCUACCCUCUUCUCUCUUUCAGAGAGAUCGGCUGUAGACUGAUUUGCCGCGCCCCCUCAUUACUUAGGCUUCGCAGGUCCACGGCCGUCCCUGGGACACACUGUUGGAAUCAUAGGAUCGUCCCGCCGGUAGACUCGGAGUAUUACUCGGGGUGCCAGUCAAUCCAUCCCACGACCCACUCCCGAGGAGAUAAAAAUGGCGACCACGCUUUUCGUGAUCAGUUCUUUAUUCAUGUAAUUAGUACGUACUACGUACUUCGCUCUUUUCAUUUCCUGAAAUUCCCUAAUCACUCUUAUUAUAGAAUAUUUAUGUAGAUAAUUAUGCGAAUGCCAAUUGCAACGCAAUAAAUUCACAGUUGAUCCGGCCGCCGCAACAGAAGGAGCGAGAAGCUAAGCCCACAGUUGGCAUCGUGUUGAAACCGCGAAAAGAUCUCAUCAAAAAGCCUAGUACAGGAGGUAAGAAUAAUAUAGCGGACAGGGACGUCAGGCAGAGAAAGAAAGGAGGAGCAAUAUCGGUUUCUGCACGAACACGCGGGAAGUCAUCUACUUCUAAGCCGAGAAAUAGGCAAACGCAAAAAUCAGAGGUAGAAGAAGGUCGAAAAUCAGAGGAGGCUGCGGCAUCCACAGUAUCAUACACAGCGCCAUCAACUAGGAAAGCCGCUCUUGCGUCUUCUUCUAGUAUUGAGAAUCCUGAUAGAAGAAAUGUGAAGAUCCCCUUUCCGCCCAAAAUAAAGCACGAGCAAGUACAACUACAAGUAGAAGAUGGAGAUAUUGCCGGUUGUAAUCAAAUCAACAAAAAAGUAAAUAAAGGCGCACCACCAGCUCCAGCUCCACCUAGCGAGAAGAUCCAUUCCUCUUCUACUGGUGAAGAUGUCAGUCCGAUCACACCAGUUGACAGGACGAGCGAAAAAUAUCUGGCUUUUCUACCGAACAAGAAUCUAAAUCGGGCGAUCCCAAGAAAUGCGGAGGACCACAGUGUCAAUACUUCAUCUAAAUCGGGCGAUCCCAAGAAAUGCGGAGGUAACCACAAGAAGGCAGUAUUAAGGCUCAACUUUCAAUGGUCAUUGGGGUUGGUCACUGAGAUCGAAGCGGCGACCUUCCCUUGAGAGGGAAAAGGGGAGAAGGGAAAAGGGAAAGGGGAGAGCUUUGAAGGGGGUCCCUUCCGUUCAGAGUCAGUGACCCUUGAAUGCUGAGCUUUAAUAGUAGCACCGGUGCAAGGCGAAAGAAGAGCUGCAGAUCAUGAUUCUCCAAAAGCAGCGUCCGAUAAGCGGAAGCACACUCUCAGCGACUCUCAGAACAACGCGUCUACUUUUAAGUCUAUGGAAAUUCAACAGGGACCUGGAUCAUCAGGAAAACAAAUUAUAUCCGACCUAAAAGUAGAAGGUGCUAGUGCUACCACCUCGUCUUCUUCUCGUGUUCGUCUAGUACCUCCAGCUCCUUCAGCCGCCGAAGUACAACAAGACUCGACAAAUAACGCGGGCGAACCAGAAGCGACAGAAGCCAAGCUGAGUCCAGGCACGUCUCUAAUAGGCGCGAAGUUGACUACUUCUGGUUCUGUUGAGGACGACCAGAAAAAAUAGAUACAACAGCUUCAUCUUCUCACUAUGUUGAAAGAAGUACUUCAGCCUAUUAUGCGUCUCGACAUGUUGUCCAGGAUUUUGCCCGCAGAAAUUGACUUUUUACUUGUGAUUUAAGGUAUUCGAUGAAAGUAAACAAUUCAUAGUUGUAAGUCUCGAUAUACUGCUGAAGCACUUCUUUCAGCAAAGGAGUGGAAAAGACUUGGGAGUCGUCGACCGAAAUAAAGGAAAUACCAUUAUGGGAUGUAGGGAAUUCAUCUCCACAGUCAUCUGGAAGAGAAAGACAAGAGGAAAGAGGGACCCAGACGAUCCCUGAGAUGGAUUCCCGACACCUCUAAUAUCGAACUCCCUCUUGUGCUUGUCCUCAUUUUCAUUAUACCCACACAAGAACAUAACUCAAUUUUCCUGAGUCAGUUAAUGUUUACUAAGUUGCCUCAAGUAGAACAAAAUUGUCAUAGUCAUUUUACCUAGAAAGAUAAUAUCAGGAACAACCCUUAGCGAUUUCCAUUUUUUGAACAUGAAUCUAACACGACAGUACCUUCCAUGAAGUAGACGCAAACGCAUUUUUGAGAACAAAGAAAUACACUGUAGGUACAACUAGCAGGUGACACAUUGCUGAAGAUCAUGCUUGCUUACAACCUGUGGCUGGCAAUUCUUUGCUCGCCUACUUGAAUCUAAGAAGGAGGAUAGAUCAACUAUGUGAAUUCUUUUUUGCUUGUCCUCUGUCACUGUCCACCUGUCAUUUCUUUUUCGUACGUGCUUGUCGUGGUAGAUGACGUUAUCAUUAUAGCCACUGGCUCUUAUAGGGCCCG